Messenger RNA from Solanum pennellii, 1725 nucleotides. RefSeq lists its product as uncharacterized. NCBI's taxonomy places the organism in Eukaryota, Viridiplantae, Streptophyta, Magnoliopsida, Solanales, Solanaceae. The record is from RefSeq and is a predicted model, not a curated record. The transcript has 6 exons. Bases 277 to 1305 code for a protein of 342 amino acids.
UUUUCUUAUAAUUUAGGAUUAUUUAACUUCUUUAUGUUGUUUCCCUUUCAUAUUGUUAGCGCAAUAUUCCCCUUUUAGAAAAUCUGAAUUGAAAGAGACCAGCAUAACUAGCGAGGUGUUUCUCGAAGCUAGAGCUUCUAGCUUUAAUUAAUGCCCUUUGCUAAACUCUCUGCUCAUCACACAUAGAUCACUAAGGGGGAUGAAGAAUACUUCAAGAUUUUGAGUUUUUUGUAUACCCUUUUGGUUUUGUUUGCUUCUUUGCAACUAAGAGCUAAGAUGGCUGAGGAUAUUUGUUUCUUCGCCAAGGAUAGUAUAAUCAUAAAACCUCCCAAGAAAUCUCCAGCAUUGUUAAGGAUGGUGGUUGUAGCGUUUACGCUGAUCUUUGGUAUUUAUAUCUGUUCAAUUUGUCUUAAACAAACUAGCUUGGAGAAUACAAGUAAAUACUUGAACAUUGAAGUCAUGGAAAAGCCUUGCCAUAACUAUGACAUGGAUCAAUCCCAAAUUCCAUAUGUGCAUUAUCCGAAGCCAAAAACUUUUAGCCGGGCUGAAUGUAGCUGUAAUCCUGUUCGGCGCUUUGCCAUUCUCUCAAUGCAAAGGUCUGGGAGUGGAUGGUUUGAGACACUAUUGAAUAGUCAUAUGAACGUAAGCUCCAAUGGUGAAAUAUUCUCUGUCAAAUAUAGGAGAGAAAAUGCUUCUUCAAUCCUGAGGACAUUGGACACAGUUUAUAAUUUGGACUUCUUUACGAGUGCUUCCAAAAAUCACUGCUCAGCUGCAGUGGGCUUCAAGUGGAUGCUUAAUCAGGGGUUAAUAGAACAUUAUAAGGAAAUCGUUGAGUACUUCAAUAGGAAGGGUGUUUCCGUGAUAUUUCUCUUUAGAAAGAAUCUACUGCGACGUAUGGUUUCCGUUCUUUCAAAUUCCCAUGACCGAUAUGCCAAACUCUUGAAUGGAACACAUAAGUCUCAUGUGCACUCACAUGAAGAGGCUGGUACUCUUGCUAAGUAUAAACCAGAAAUCAAUACAACAUUGUUGAUCACAGAUUUGAAAAGAAUGGAGGUUUCUGCCACGGAGGCACUGGACUACUUCAAUAGCACUCGACAUAUGAUUCUGUAUUAUGAAGAUAUUGUCAGAAAUCAAGCUAAAUUGGUAGAUGUUCUUGAGUUUCUAAGAUUGCCUAACAUGGAUCUAAGUAGCCGUCAAGUGAAGAUACAUAACGGGCCAUUGUGGAAGCAUAUCAAGAACUGGGAUGAUGUGAACAAGACCUUAAGUGGAACAGCUUAUGAGAAGUUCCUCCGAGCUGAUUAUUAAUUUCUGACUUGUCACUUUCAUUGAUCGAUGAAGGAGGUGUAGAUAUCAACUUUGUUUUCUUGUAAAUGCUGACUGGUGUACUCUCAACUUGGAAAAGCUUCCUGCUGCAUUUGCCUCUGAAGAUCAGUCGAAAUUCAGCAUAGUACCAAGUUUCGCUCUCAUGUAUCUCUAGUGUUUUUUUCUCCCUAUUCUAUUCCACAUUGAAGUGUGCAUAGUGAAGUAGCUAAAGUGGUCAGUGCCAAAGGCAAGUAAGUAGUCAUAAAUCAAUAUUUCUCUCUUUGUUCUUUUCCUUUUUGCAAUUUAAUAAAGUAGCUAGUGAGAUGUUAUUUUCUACUUGAAAUCGGUACUAAAUGAUUUUGAUUAAGGGUCCAACAAAUUCUUGUAACUCUUUUUGUGUUUGAUAAAUGUUCAAUUCUUUCA